AUGAUUCUCGCAUAUCGAUUCGCUCGAAAAAAGUACCAGCAAAGACAGGCUACCAAGAACAGCCUUGCUCCCGCUGGUACCAGCAAGGAACAGACCACAGACCACAGCCUUCCUAACAAUACCAACGCUCAAACGAGGCAAGAAGUGACUGUAAUAAACAACAGUACUCUUCCCAAGGCCCCGAAAGCCAAAUGUGUACAAUGCAAGGAAGAAAAGAGUGCGGCCCGGAAAUACAGAUGGAAGCUACUUUUCUGUUUACUACCAGCAUUCUUCGAUGCGAGUCUAGAUUUGACCAUCGUUGCAACUGCACUACCUCAAAUCGCCUCUCAUUUUGAUAAAUUCAACCAGCUCAAUUGGAUUGUGACAGCAUUCACGUUGACAUCAACUGCAUUCAUCCCCAUCUUUGGAAGCUUAGCAGACACCUUCGGCCGCUAUGCCAGCAUACAAGCCGCCGUGGCUCUGCUCGCUCUGGGAAGUAUCCUAUGUGCGGCUGCCCCCGACUGGGGCGUUCUACUGCUCGGUCGAGCCCUGCAAGGUGUUGGAACUGCCGGAGUCCAAAAUGUCAUCAUGAUUAUUUUGGCAGAUAGAGUCUCACUGCGCGAACAGGCAGUGAACACGAGCAUCUUUCAGUUGAUGAACGGCUUGGGAUACAGUGUUGGCCCUGUCAUUGGCGGCUAUCUGACCAACACCAAUUGGCGAUAUUGCUUCGUCGUCAAUGCCGGUCUCUCGGUCAUGAGCCUUCUGUCGAUCUUUAUCAUCCGCAACGACCUUGUGCCUGGCAAAGUGCCCGUCUGGCGACCAGCCGGCAAUCAGACUCGGGUGCAGGCUUUGGUAUCAGGUCUUGCCACCCUUGAUAUCGGCGGCAGUGCGCUAUUCAUCCUUGGAGUCGGGCUGAUCAUCCUGGGUACUGCCUGGGGCGGAUCGACGUAUGCAUGGAGCUCAAGUGCUGUCAUUGCUCCUCUGGUCCUUGGUUGCGUGUUCCUCAUCCUAUUCAUUACGUGGGAAUACCUUCUGGGCCCCGGUCGACUAUUGAGCCGCCUAUUUCCAAAGACGGUCCCCGCGAUCCCAUCCGCGAUCCUAUCCUCCAAAGAUCUUUCACUCAUCUGCAUCAUUGCCGCUGGCACGGGCGCCGCGCUUUACUCUGUCUUCUACUUCAUCGGCAUCUACUUCACUCUGGUCGAGGGAUACGAAGCCUCCAAAGCCGGCACGCAACUCCUGUACUACGUUCCCGGACUCGGCGUCGGCGUCUACUUCGCCAUGUUCGUCUGCAACGUGUGGCUGCGACAGACCUUCUGGCCACUCUUCCUCGGCACCGUGAUCGAAACCACCGGCAUCGCGGUCCUCUGCUAUGCAAUCAAGAUCCGCAACGAAGUCCUGGUCAACGUGAUGAUGGCCAUCGCCGGCGCAGGCACAGGCAUGCGCUUCAUGCCGUCGAACCUGCACCUAGCAGGCAUGUUCCGCGACCGACUGGCGCCCGCAUACAGCCUGCUGCGCUUCGCACUCCCCUUCGGCGGCACCCUGGCCCUGACGAUCAUGGGCUCGGUGUUCCAGAACAAAAUGGCCAACGUCUUCGGCUCGGUCGGCUCCGACAGCGGCACCGUCAAUCUGCACAGCCAGGCCUCGCUCGACAGUAUUUCACAGCUCCCCGCCGCCGAGCAAGCCGCCAUCCGCGCUCAAGGCGCCACCGCCACAAUGUGGAGCUUCAUCUCCAUCCUCCCCAUCCUCGCCCUGACCCUCCUCGCCAGCACGGCGCUAGGCAACGUGUGGAUCUCCAAGAAGAGCAGCAGCAGCAGCAGCGACGCAGCCAAAGACGGCGAAGAAGGAGUCGCCGGCGCAGCGGCCCCGAGCGAAGACGGCACGUGUGCGCGCCACGCCCGCGGCGUCGAUGCCGACGCAGAGGCAGAAGCGCACAGCACAGGCUCAGGCGCGGAGAUUCUCGAGGGCGUCUUCCUGCUCGCGGUGCUAGGCGGAAAUGUUAGAACGCUGAAGAAGAAGGCGCCGAUGGCAGUGCCCCACACCAGGACCGCGAGCGGCCCCGGACAGCAUCUGAGACAGGCUACUCCGCGUGAUAACGCGUCGAUUGGCAUGUCGGAUAUGGGUCCUGUUAUUGAGAAGAAUGUUGUCUGA
Molecule: messenger RNA, 2127 nt
Organism: Exophiala bonariae
Lineage: Eukaryota; Fungi; Ascomycota; Eurotiomycetes; Chaetothyriales; Herpotrichiellaceae
Exons: 2
Coding region: 1-2127 (708 amino acids)
Biological process (GO): transmembrane transport
Cellular component (GO): plasma membrane
Molecular function (GO): transmembrane transporter activity
Source: RefSeq, a predicted model, not a curated record